AUGCCUCAACGGCCUGCAUCUAUUAGACGCUGGAAUCCACAGACUUGUCAGGUAGAAUCCAUACCCUUUGACACUCUGGUGCAGUCUACAUGUCCUCAUCUGGCUACUGCUGGAUUGAAUGUAUUCCAUCCUCAUCCUCUCUUACCUGGUGGUCAUCUUCAGACCAUGUAUGCUGCCAUCUACAAACGGACUAGUGCUCAGUCUGUCAAAUAUUCUAGAGAAAUAGUUGAUAUGCCUGAUGGAGGAAUCAUUUCUUUGGAUUGGCAUUUUCCAAACUCUGGAUCGGAUGAUCUGCAAGCUGGAUUCGAUUCUCUCAAUGGAACCACUAUUUCUUCUACAAAACAGCCAUUGCUAAUGGUUCUACAUGGAUUGACUGGUGGAUCUCAUGAAACCUAUGUACAGGAUAUAGUAGAAGAAGUCGCCUUGUCUGGUGUUUCUAGCGUCGUUAUGAAUUUUCGCGGCUGCUCAAAGACUCCACUUACAUCUCCACAGUUGUAUUCAGGUGCAUGGACUGGCGAUCUUGCCCACUGCAUUCGUCAUAUUCAAUCCAAAGUUCCAAACAGCUCUCUUGUAGGUUGUGGGUUCUCUCUUGGCUCUAAUAUUCUCGUCAAAUAUAUUGGUGAAACUGGCUUGAAUUGCCCACUCGUUGGCGCGGUUUCUGUUGGCAAUCCAUUUGAUCUGCUAGGUGGCAUGCGAGCAUUACAACGUUCUUGGAUUGGCCACAACAUUUAUUCUCCUACCAUGACUAAAAAUUUGUCCAAGUUAUUCAACAGCCAUGCCCACAAUUUCAAAGAUGCAAAAGAACUGGAUUUGGAUGGAAUUCGUGAUGCUAAAUCUAUUAUAGAUUUUGACGAAGCUUGUACCCGCAGAGCAUUCAAUUACCAUACUGCUGAGGAUUAUUACCGAGAUGCUUCUUCUGCUCAGUAUGUACCUAGUAUUGCUAUUCCUACAUUAAUGUUGUCUGCAAAAGACGAUCCAGUUUCUUCAUCUGAACUGUGGCCGUGGCGAGAGUGUUUGUACAAUCCCCAUGUGAUUUUGGCAACUACAUCCAGAGGUGGACAUCUUGGUUGGUUUGAAGCAAAAUGGUCGAAUGUGUUAAGCCCAGCACGUAGAUGGUUUGCCAAACCUGUUGGUGAAUUCAUCAGUUGCAUUUUCAAGGUAAUCUAUUCAUAUCAAUGUUUUGUUGAUGGUAUUACACAGUAA
Messenger RNA from Batrachochytrium dendrobatidis JAM81, 1203 nucleotides. RefSeq lists its product as uncharacterized. Gene Ontology annotation, biological process: medium-chain fatty acid catabolic process; medium-chain fatty acid biosynthetic process. Lineage: Eukaryota; Fungi; Chytridiomycota; Chytridiomycetes; Rhizophydiales. The record is from RefSeq and is a predicted model, not a curated record. The coding region runs from base 1 to 1203 and encodes 400 amino acids. The transcript has a single exon. Gene Ontology annotation, molecular function: acetylesterase activity; monoacylglycerol lipase activity.